Messenger RNA from Micropterus salmoides (largemouth bass), 2402 nucleotides. RefSeq names its product GTP binding protein 6 (putative) (gene gtpbp6). The transcript has 10 exons. The record is from RefSeq and is a predicted model, not a curated record. Bases 541 to 2136 code for a protein of 531 amino acids. NCBI's taxonomy places the organism in Eukaryota, Metazoa, Chordata, Actinopteri, Centrarchiformes, Centrarchidae. Gene Ontology annotation, molecular function: ribosome binding; GTP binding. Gene Ontology annotation, cellular component: cytoplasm.
GUAAUGGAUACAUACAACACAUAAGGGAUGUGUAGCUAGGGGGUACAGUAAUAAUACAGCAAAAAAAUAAGAAUAUCACUGAAAGACCUUCAAACAACAUGCAAGUAUCUUCAGUCUUUUUGUUGGAGGAGAAACAGAUUGUUCUAAAAUAAAGUUCAAUUUCUUUCUCAAGGAUUAUAAAGAGGGAACCGAAACAACAUAAAACUGAUAAAGAAAUAAUAGUUGCAGAGUUGCUUUCAUUACUGAAACCCCCAAAAGAUAACAACCUAACGUUAACAUAAUAUAUAAUAGUUAUAGAUAUAUUUCUUACUAUUGGGAUAUCAACAAUACUUCCUGCUACAGCAGGGGGGCAGUGUGCGGUCUACAGGUUGGUUUGUGGUCCUUCAGGAAGCAAGAAGGAGACGAAGAAGAGGACGUAAACAGCGCUCAUGGGUGACCUGUGGCUCUCGUCUAGCACAUAGCAUGAUCGGUGGUGGUUAGCUUAAAUACUGUCCGAGAUCUGAAUGCGAUGACACAAGCAGGGGAGCUUCCGGGGGCAACAUGACGACACUGAGGAGGAUCGGUUCACGGUUAGCACUCCUGCAGAGGCCGUGCGCACGCAGCGGCCAGAGAGCAGCACCCUGCAGCCUCCCACACACGCCUCACCACGCUGCGCCAGUGAAGAGCGCGUCUGCGGUGCUGUCCAGGGCGUUUGCACUGUCUGCAUGGAGGCUAAAGAACACGGAGGACUCCAGCUGUGGUCGCCACACGGGAUUCACCGAGGAGGAGGAGGAGGGUGAAGAUUUCAUUCAUGACAGCGAGGUGGAGGAGCUGUUUCUGCAGCAGGUCCCUGCAGGCAUCGGAGAGGGCCAGCACAGGGUGUUCAUCGUUCACCCCGAUGUGAAGUGGGGAAGCAGGAAGCAGCAUCUCACCACAGCCGAGCUGAUGAUGGCCGAGGCCGUGGGGCUGGUGAACACUUUAGACAACUGGAAAGUGGUGGACAAGAUCAUCCUCUCCACAAAGACACCAGAGAAGAAGAGGAUAUUUGGCAAAGGCAACUUCCAGACUCUUGCAGAGAAAAUCAGGCAAACUGCAGGAAUCACUGCUGUGUUUGUGAAUGUUGAACGUCUGUCUCCUUUGUCUGAGAGGGAGCUGGAGGAAGCCUGGGGCGUUAAAGUCUUUGACAGAUACUCAGUGGUCCUCCACAUCUUCCGCUGCAACGCCAGGACUAAAGAAGCCAAGUUACAGAUCUCUCUGGCUGAGAUCCCCUUGUUAAGAUCUCGUCUGAAAAAUGAAAUCGCUAACUUGGACCAGCAGGGUGGAGGAUCGAGAUACAUCGGAGGCUCAGGCGAGACGCUGGUGGAGGUCCAGCAGAGACUGCUGAAGGAGCGGGAGAUGAAGAUUCGCUCAGCGUUGGAAAAACUGCGGAAAAAGAGGCACCUACUGCGAGCGCAGCGUAAACACAAGGAGUUCCCCAUCGUCUCUGUGCUAGGAUAUACAAACUGUGGAAAAACGACCCUGAUCAAAGCGCUUACUGGUGACAGUGGUCUUCAACCCAGAAACCAGCUUUUCGCCACACUGGACGUCACCGUCCACGCCGGCCGGUUGCCCAGCCACAUGACUGUUCUGUACGUGGACACCAUCGGCUUUCUGUCCCAGCUGCCCCACCAACUCAUUGACUCCUUCUCUGCCACCCUGGAAGAUAUUAAACACUCAGAUCUGCUGGUUCACGUCAGAGACGUCAGUCAUCCCGAGACAGUGAAUCAGAAGGUGAACGUACUGAAAGUCCUCAAGAACCUGCAAAUCCCUGACAGGCUGAUGAGCUCCAUGAUAGAAGUCCACAAUAAAAUUGACCUUAUUGACAACUAUCAGUUUACAGAGCCCAACGCACUGCCCAUAUCUGCCUUGGAGGAGCGAGGCCUCGAUGAGCUGAAGAAAGCAGUGGAAGAAGAGAUUGUUAACUCUACAGGAAAGCACAUUUUAGACCUCAAAGUUGACCUCAGCACUUCCCAGUUAAGUUGGCUGUACAAGGAGGCCACCGUUCAGGACGUGCAGGUGGAUGCAGAUGAAGGCUCGGCCGUUGUCAAGGUCAUCAUCAGCGCCGCCGCUUACGGACGCUACAAGAAACUGUUCGCAGGGAGAGAGCAGCAGCUGUAGUGGGGAGGAGGAUGAUGCAGAUUCAAAUAACUCACGGGUCCAUGCAGACGGCAAACUGUACUACAAACAGUGUAUUUAUUGUACAGUAUAAUAUAUUGAACACACAUAAGAAUGAUGUACGUUCUUGUAAACAUAUAUAAAGUGUAGAUUCAAAAGUACAGAAACAUUUCUUUUAGUUAUAAAUUGACGUAUGGACAAGAAAAAAUGAGGUAUACAGUGGCUAUUCUGGGAUCAGUUCCUGUGGAAUAAAAUCACAGCUAAGUGGA